AUGAUGUCCCUGCAGUCUGGGCCAUGCUCUGCAGCUCUCUGUACUUUGCUCCUGCUCACCUGCAUCUGGCUGGGCUGGGCUAAGCAAUGCACCACAGAACCCAGGCAAAUCAAAGGCCGAGCCAUGAUCCGCCCCUCAGCCGGUGAGAAGGACAGCGGGAAUGCCAUGUUCUCCGGCUCCUCACUGGAGUCUUACCUCCGCAGCUCACUGACCAGGCUGAUCCUCCCCACGCUCUACUCCAUGGUGCUGCUGGUUGGAUUGCCAGCCAAUGCCCUGGCUUUCUGGGUGUUGGCCACCAAGACCAAGAAAUGCAGCUCCACCCUCUUCCUGCUCAACCUGGCCGGUGCUGACCUGCUCUUCACACUCCUGCUGCCCUUCAAGAUCUCCUACCAUCUGCUGGGCAACAACUGGCUCCUUGGGGACUAUGCAUGCCGUGCCCUGGUCACCCUCUUCUAUGGGAACAUGUAUGGCUCCAUCCUCUUUCUCACCUGCAUCAGCCUGGACCGCUACAUCUCACUGGUGCACCCCUUCCUGUGGAGGGGCUCCCGGCACGUCUGGCCGGCGGCGGGAGUCUGUGUGGGUGUCUGGCUGGCCGUGGGGCUGGGUUUGAGCCCGUUGCUGCGCUACCACCAUUCCCAGCACGUCCCAGAGCUGAACAUCACAACCUGCCAUGACAUCCUGGAGCCAGAUACGGAACGCGAGCUGGCCUACUACUUCCCUACGCUGGUGGUGUUGGGCUUCGCCAUGCCCUUCAUGCUCAUCACCUUCUCCUAUGGCAGGGUGCUGUGGCGGCUGUUCCGCAGGGGGCGGCACUAUGGCCACGUGGUACGCCUCCUGGUCCUGGUGCUGCUCAUCUUUGCCCUGUGCUUCACGCCCAGCAACGUGCUGCUCUUCUUCCACUACCUGCAGCCCCAACUCGAGUGGCACAACCGUACCUACACUUGGUAUGUGCUGGCCCUGGCCGUCAGCGCCUUCAACAACUGCCUUGACCCCUUCAUCUACUUCUAUGUCUCUCAGGACUUCCGAGCCCGGCUCCGGGCCAGGCUCUGCUGCGGUAGGUCCAAGUCCUCCUCAGGCAGGGCCUCCGAGAAGCUAGUGCUGCCCCAGAGGUCCAGCGAGCAGAGCCAGCCCUAGGCCAGGGGAGCCCUCAGGCAGUGGGAGGGGACUAGGAAGCCGCUUUGUGUUUCCCCCACCACUGCUCAUGGGGCAACCAAGCGUUUGGAUAUGGCUUGCUCCCCAGCUCUGCCCCCAGCGCUUCCUCUGUGGCACAGGGCCCGCAUCUCAUCCUGUCCCAGCUCCGGGCAAGCUGCACAGAGGGCACCUCCAGCCAUGCCAUGGGUGCCAUCUCAGGAGACGGAGACAGGGACCAGGAGCAGCACUGUCACUGCCUCCCUCUGGGUCCUUGGCUGAGUUUCUUCCUCUUUAAGCGGUGCUGCCC
Molecule: messenger RNA, 1438 nt
Organism: Chelonoidis abingdonii (Abingdon island giant tortoise)
Lineage: Eukaryota; Metazoa; Chordata; Testudines; Testudinidae
Product: proteinase-activated receptor 4-like
Biological process (GO): positive regulation of Rho protein signal transduction; thrombin-activated receptor signaling pathway; phospholipase C-activating G protein-coupled receptor signaling pathway
Cellular component (GO): plasma membrane
Molecular function (GO): thrombin-activated receptor activity
Source: RefSeq, a predicted model, not a curated record